AUGGAUGGCGCGUCAAAAGAUCCGGGGAUGGACGCGGAGGCUAUCCAGAACCAAAUAGACCUUUCUUUAUCUCUUACCUUCGGCCUUGUGGCGUCGUGGUCAGGCUCAACGAAACCAAGGCUAGCUAGUGCACCAGAUACUGACGACAUAAUGCAAUGGAUGAAUCGUCCAUCUAGGCUUGGGGUUGGAGCACCCAUUCCUGAUACGUCUGCUUCGGUUGACUCUUCAGUUAAGGAGAUGACUGCUCUCAAACGCAGAUUGCUCUCCGGUCCAAAGAAGAGGGCGGAUGAUGGCGUUGUGCCAAGACAUCAAUUAAGAAAGUCCGAUGAUGAAGAUGAUGAGGAUAGUCGUGCCUCCCACAUGGACGCAUCAAGAAAAAGGGCUCCUCCAACUGAUCUUUUCGGUGGUAAAGCAAAAAGGAAGAGACCACAACGAAGCUUUGGUCCAAUGGCCUACUGUACUGCAUCCGCCUCAUUCCAAUCCACCGACAUGACGGGAACAAGCGGCAGCGAAUUAGUCGAGCGUUCGGAUCCACUCCCGUCUUUAACCCUCGAAAACAGGCAGGAUUCCUCAUCAACAAUAACUAGCGGAACCUCUGUGGCAACAUCAGAGUCGUCCCAAUUGGCUUCGGAGGAUACUCCCAGGCUUGAUGUUGCAUUCGAAGAGCCCAAGGUCGCUGACAGCGGCGUGCAUGGCUUCUCAGACGUCGAUCCUCUUCAUAGGAAAGAUGCCCAAUUGCCCGCAACGCGUAUCGUCAAACACGAUCGCAAAUCAAAAAAAUCCAAGCGAAAGCGGGAUCGUAAGAAAAUCAAGCGGAAACGAGUUGAAGGCGCAUCCACAUGA
Messenger RNA from Cantharellus anzutake, 843 nucleotides. RefSeq lists its product as uncharacterized. The transcript has 2 exons. The record is from RefSeq and is a predicted model, not a curated record. NCBI's taxonomy places the organism in Eukaryota, Fungi, Basidiomycota, Agaricomycetes, Cantharellales, Hydnaceae. Bases 1 to 843 code for a protein of 280 amino acids.